Sabethes cyaneus is the source of this 653-nucleotide messenger RNA. Its product is annotated as low molecular weight phosphotyrosine protein phosphatase 1-like. The transcript is spliced from 2 exons. Gene Ontology annotation, molecular function: non-membrane spanning protein tyrosine phosphatase activity; acid phosphatase activity. The record is from RefSeq and is a predicted model, not a curated record. Gene Ontology annotation, biological process: protein dephosphorylation. Bases 34 to 516 code for a protein of 160 amino acids. Lineage: Eukaryota; Metazoa; Arthropoda; Insecta; Diptera; Culicidae. Gene Ontology annotation, cellular component: cytoplasm.
AAAGCCACCAAAAGGAAACAGCAAAUAUUUGAAAUGUCUGAUAGAAAAAAAGUUCUAUUUAUUUGCUUAGGCAAUAUCUGUCGAUCACCGAUUGCCGAAGCUGUGUACCUAAAAACGAUAACUGACGCUGGGGUAGCUGAUCGAUGGGAAGUAGAUAGUGCAGCGAUCGGCGCUUGGCAUGUUGGAAAAGAGCCGGACCAUCGUGCUCUUGGUAUCAUGAAAAAAUAUAAUCUUCCAUAUGAUAACCGUGCUCGACAAAUUAAAAAGUCGGAUUUCAAUCAUUACGAUUACAUAUUUGGAAUGGACAAAGAAAACAUGUCGGACUUGAAACGUUUAGAGCCAAGCGAAUCCACCGCUAAGCUACUUAUGCUAGGCGAUUUUGAUCCAGAGGCUCCAAGUAAAAUUAUCCGUGAUCCAUAUUAUGACGAGGGAGCGGCUGGUUUUGAGCAAUGUUAUAAACAAUGUAUACGCUGUUGUUUGGCGUUUUUUACAAAAGUGCAAACUACUGAAAUUUAAAUUCUGCAGUCAUGCGUUGAAAACUGAGAGUUAAAAAGGUAUGGUUAUAAAAGAUUAGAGUCAAACUUAUGUAAAUUACAGCAGCUGUUGUCAAGUAGUUAUAUCAGGUUUGAAUUCGCAUAGAAUAUAAAAGUUAG